AGUGGUGUAGUCCAGGCUGGAACGCACGGCUGUACCCAUGGCUCCUGUAGGGGAAACGUUAAACUUUAACGUGGGUGUUUUGGGCCACAUUGACAGCGGGAAGACGUCCCUGGCCAAGGCGCUGAGCACCACAGCUUCCACCGCGGCCUUUGAUAAGAAUCCUCAGAGUCGGGAGAGGGGAAUCACCCUGGACCUCGGCUUCUCUUCCUUUUCCGUGCCCAUCCCGGAGCAUUUAACCGGCACUGGAUACAGGCAGCUGCAGUUCACUCUGGUAGAUUGCCCGGGCCAUGCAUCCCUCAUCAGGACGAUCAUAGGGGGUGCUCAGAUCAUCGAUCUGAUGAUGCUGGUAAUCGACGUGACAAAGGGGAUGCAGACGCAGUCCGCCGAAUGCCUGGUUAUCGGUCAAAUAGCCUGCCACAAAAUGGUCGUGGUCCUCAACAAAAUUGACUUGCUGCCGGAGAACAAGAGGCAGCCGGCUAUUGAGAAGAUGACCAAAAAGAUGCAGAAAACUCUGGAGAACACAAAGUUUGAGGGGUCUUUGAUCAUUCCUGUGGCAGCGAAGCCCGGGGGACCAGAGGCUUCCGAGUCUGUGCAGGCUCAAGGGAUAACCGGACUUAUAGAGGUCUUGAAGUCUCAAGCCUACCUUCCCCAGAGAGACCCCUCGGGGCCCUUUCUCAUGGCUGUUGACCACUGUUUCUCAAUCAAAGGUCAGGGCACGGUGAUGACAGGGACCAUCUUAUCUGGAUCCGUCAACGUCAAUGACAACGUGGAGAUCCCAGCACUGAAGGUCACCAAGAAAGUGAAAAGUAUGCAGAUGUUCCACAAACCCGUAAACGGAGCAAUUCAAGGAGACCGCCUCGGUAUCUGCGUCACCCAGUUUGAUCCUAAAUUACUGGAGCGAGGACUUGUCUGUACUCCAGAUUCUUUGCAAACUAUUCACGCAGCUAUAAUCUCUGUGAAUAAGAUCCCAUACUUUAAAGGAUCUCUUAACACCAAAGCCAAGUUCCAUAUCACUGUUGGCCAUGAAACCGUCAUGGGGAAAGUCAUGUUCUUCAGUCUUCCUCCUCCCCACUCCAAACAAAUGGAAUCCGAGAAGGGUUUUGAUUUUGGGAAAGAGUAUUUUUACCAAGAUUGUUAUGUCACCAAAGACACUAAGGUUCUGGACCAAGACAAGGUGGGUGGGCAACAAGGGGAGGAAGCACUGCCUACCCAACAAUGGGCCUUAGUGGAGUUUGAGAAACCGGUGACCUGUCCUAAGAUGUGCCUCGUCAUUGGGUCCAGACUCGACACUGACAUCCAUUCCAACACCUGCCGACUAGCAUUUCACGGGGUUUUGCUGGAAGGAGUGGAAGAUAAAUCGUACGCCGAGACUUUCCUCCCCAAGUUGAAAGUCUUCAAACUGAAGCACAAGGAAGGGCAGGUAGAAAGGAUUAAUGACGAUUACAGCGUGAUUGGACGUUCCUUAUUUAAAAAGGAGACGAAUAUCCAGCUGUUUGUUGGACUGAAGGUGAGACUUUCUACCGGAGAGGACGGGGUGAUCGAAGGAAGCUUCGGGCAGAGCGGCAAGUUUAAAAUCCGAAUUCCCAAUGGUCUGAAACCUGACACAAAGCAGAUCCUCGCCGUCCCUUCGAAGAAGAAGUCCAAAGCAAGCAAAGGGGACCCGGAGACUCCUAAGGAGGAGGAGAUCAAACAAGACGCCCAACCUGUUCUAAUCAACCUGACUUUCAGAAGAUACGUCUUCGACCCACAGAAGAAAAUGACUCAGUCUUAAUGUAUAAACGGGUUCCUAUACUGGAAUAUAUUUGUAGCUUGAUGGCCCAGGGACCGGCACAUUUAUCGUGAAGUUUGCUAUGGCAUAGAAAUGCACUGUAAUAGGUUAAAGGCCAAUAAAUUCAAAUGAGGACACGCUUCAGAUCUGUGAAACGGCAACCCCGGUGAAAUUGAUAUAUUUAUCCCAUGUUCAAAAUA
Molecule: messenger RNA, 1968 nt
Organism: Spea bombifrons (plains spadefoot toad)
Lineage: Eukaryota; Metazoa; Chordata; Amphibia; Anura; Pelobatidae
Gene: EEFSEC
Product: eukaryotic elongation factor, selenocysteine-tRNA specific
Exons: 7
Coding region: 38-1771 (577 amino acids)
Biological process (GO): selenocysteine incorporation
Molecular function (GO): translation elongation factor activity; GTP binding; GTPase activity
Source: RefSeq, a predicted model, not a curated record